GAGGGAAAUGGGAAUAUCCAAUUCAGACUGCAGAGAUUGACCAAUACGUAGUGGAUUUUUCGUAUAAAACGCGACGAUUAAAGAGUAAAACAAUCAAAGCUUCAUCAACUCUCUUCGCAGUUACAUCUCAUCUCAAAUCUCCACUCAAAAUGAAAUUUUUGGCUGUUCUAGUUGCUUUGGUAGCAGUCUUUGCUUGCGUCAUGGCUCAGGGUUACAAUAACAAUGGAAAUUAUGCUUCUGCAUCCUACUCUGCGCCGUCUGCACCUGCUCCUGCACCGAGCCCAUACGGAGCUCCUGCUCCCAGCCCAUACGGAGCUCCUGCUCCCAGCCCAUACGGAGCUCCUGCUCCCAGCCCAUACGGAGCUCCUGCUCCCAGCCCAUACGGAGCUUCUGCCCGUGAAGGAUAUUAGAUUGGUGAAAAGUUAUUGCCAAUCAGUAGCCGGUCGAUCAACAUCAAUUUUCUUGAUUGAUUGAUUCGCUGUACAUUUGUUGAUUGCAAAUUUCGAAUAAACUUAAACAAACGAAA
Daphnia magna is the source of this 526-nucleotide messenger RNA. Its product is annotated as accessory gland-specific peptide 57Da. The transcript has 2 exons. NCBI's taxonomy places the organism in Eukaryota, Metazoa, Arthropoda, Branchiopoda, Diplostraca, Daphniidae. The record is from RefSeq and is a predicted model, not a curated record. Bases 150 to 410 code for a protein of 86 amino acids.